AAUGAGAGGAGGCACCUGCUAUUUAAAACACACACAGGGCCAUGGCAUCCUCACGGCCUCGAAGGAUUCCUUAAUCUCUUGAACAUUUCUCGUACUGUAGGAGGACGACAGCAACAAGAUGUUUCCUGUGUGUGGUUUGGUGCUGUUGCUGUGUCUUCAGUGUGGAGGGCUUUGCAGUGCCUUUCAUAUAGCGGAGACACUGACCGUUCAGGUGGACUAUGGGCAGCCUGCCCUCUUACACUGUAAUGGCUCAGCUUUCCUCGAGGAGGAAGGAACUGUCCACUGGGAAGCAAUGGGGCAAGAUGUGGCGAUUCUGGCGGAAGGCGAGCCAAUAUUGGGGGAACAUUUUGAGGGCCGGGUCCAGGUGCCUCCAGAUGAGCAGUUCAGGGAAGGAAACUGGUCAGUAGUCCUCAACCAAACAAUGCUCAGCGACACAGAUAUGUAUGAGUGCAUCUGGCAAGGAGGAAAAACCAUAUCAACAGUCUGGCUCACAGUCAGGGAGCCCAAAGUUGAGCGCUCCAUUACAGUACAUGAAGGCACCGGGGUCGACCUAGCAUGCUACAUUCAUGUCUCCAAAACUGUGCCUUCAUAUAUGGAAGUGUGGUGGACCAGGAAUGGCAGUACCCUCAUAUCGAUAAAAAACGGUUUACUAUUCACUCAUCAGUCGCCUGAUUCUGAUACUCUUCUAAUGAACGUCACUGAUGAGGAGUUUCGUCUGUAUAUGACAUCAACAAUGAGUGACAGUGGAGAGUACCAGUGCUGGUAUAGAACCAGGGAGUCUGACAGUCCCAAGCUUGGGAUACCAGAAAGUAUCACACUGACUGUGCUGGAAGGUUUUGAUCCUGAUAACCUGAUUACAACAACAGAGGACUGGGGCAGUACAUCCCACUGGACUGUAACACCCUGGACAGAGGACGUGACUGAAACCACUGAAUCCCACCAUGACUUUACACCUGUUCUCCUGGAAGACUCCACACAACCAAUUCCAGUAGUGACAGAGUCACGGCUGAUGGAAGCCUUUGAGGAGAUGGUGACGUUCUUUCCAGAUGAAGACGCCCCAUCUGAGUCUGAGUUGGACGACCUUCCUUGGAUUCGGAUUGGACUCAUCAGUGGAGUCUUGCUGGUCACAGCAGUGGUUCUGUGUGUUCUGGGAGCUCUACGGAAAAUUUAAAACAUCCAGUGGGGUUCUCACCUCUGCUGUUAAACUGCCCUACAUACUUGACAGGGUCUGGGUCGGCGUCUGAGCUGGACACGCAAGGAGGAGCUUCUUGUUUGAAGAGAGGAGUUGCUGCAGUUGGGUUCACAGCAGACAAUGAACCAAACUGUACAUUUGAAUGAUGCAAACGAUUUUAAGUUCAUAUCCGGGAGCUGUAAUGCCAAUUGUCAGAUUUUUGUAAUGGCUAGAAUACUGUACAUGAUCUACAUGUUGUUUAUUAAACUGGAAAUGUAAAUGUU
Acanthochromis polyacanthus (spiny chromis) is the source of this 1455-nucleotide messenger RNA. RefSeq lists its product as uncharacterized. The transcript has 9 exons. Gene Ontology annotation, biological process: negative regulation of T cell proliferation; immune response; positive regulation of T cell proliferation. The coding region runs from base 119 to 1171 and encodes 350 amino acids. Gene Ontology annotation, cellular component: external side of plasma membrane. The record is from RefSeq and is a predicted model, not a curated record. Lineage: Eukaryota; Metazoa; Chordata; Actinopteri; Pomacentridae.